CCAUUAAUUAAGGAACUGCCUACCAACAGUAGCUUAAGAACGCCCGGUGUAUUCAGAUUUCAGACCCCUAAAAUUGACAGAAGAGAAGAACGGCUCAUUCUCUUUCCUCUCUUAAUUGGAAAAAAGGAAAGAAAGGCCAAAAAAAUAGCCCACGAAAUACGAUCUAUACCAGAACCAAAAACACAAUCCCUAAUUGAAGUUCUCAUUCGACUGUCACAGCUUGAUUUGCAGAGAGUAUUAGGGGUCUUACAUCAACAUCGUCUUCCAAGAUGCACAAGUUGGGUAGAGGCCACCGUGACAAAGUCCAGCAGUUUAUGACUAUAACCGGAGCAAGUGAAAAGGUUGCUCUUCAAGUUCUUAAGGCAAGUGAUUGGCAUCUUGAAGGAGCAUUUGAUAUGUUCUACAGUCGAUCCCAAAUCCAAACCCUUACUGACACUAGACAUUUGGAAGAGCUUUACAAUAGAUAUAAAGACCCUUAUCUCGAUAUGAUACUUGCUGAUGGUAUAAGUCUUCUUUGUAGUGAUCUCCAGGUCGAUCCUCAAGAUAUCGUUACGUUGGUUGUUUCAUGGCAUAUGAAGGCUGCAGCAAUGUGUGAAUUUUCCAAGCAGGAGUUCGUCGGUGGAUUACAGUCACUAGGGAUAGAUUCUUUGGACAAGUUCCGUGAAAGAAUACCAUUCAUGCGCUCCGAGUUAAAAGAUGAACAAAAGUUCCGUGAAAUUUAUAAUUUUGCUUUUGGCUGGGCAAAGGAAAAGGGUCAGAAGUCAUUGGCAUUAGAUACGGCAAUUGGAAUGUGGCAGUUACUGUUUGCUGAAAAGCAGUGGCCAUUGGUUGAUCACUGGUGUCAGUUCUUACAGGAGAAGCAUAACAAAGCGAUCUCUAGAGACACUUGGUCUCAAUUACUGGAAUUUGCAAGGAUUGUAAAUCCUUCGCUAUCAAAUUAUGAUGCUGAAGGUGCUUGGCCUUAUCUUAUCGAUGAAUUUGUCGAGUACUUGAAUGAGAAUGGCAUUGUGCAAAAGGGUGAGUAACGAUUGGAGCCAAAAUCUGAUGAUGGCUGGUGGUGGUGUUUGUUGAUGUCAGGAAUGCAGCAUUCCCUUGGAUUGAGUUGUGCAAUUGUUGGCGCUUAUUUAUCUUCAGGAAUAAAGACAAGCAAAAAUAAACUAAAGAAAGAAAGAAAGAAAGAGAGUAGUCCCUAUUUGAAAUCACAAUGACAGUGGUUUACUGCAUUUUUUUUUGAUGUAGAUGGAUAUGAUUUGUACAUUGUGAGUACUUAUUGGGCAGCAGGGUUUCUGAAAUUGGGUGUGAAACUUGUUUUGAGUUUUAUUAUACCUUGAAUACGGAUCCAUUGUUUUAAGUUGUGUGAGGAGGUGGAGCAUGAACAUUUUGCAAUUACUCCUAUUAAUUUAUUCAGGUUUGUUUGUUGAAUCCUA
Molecule: messenger RNA, 1427 nt
Organism: Tripterygium wilfordii
Lineage: Eukaryota; Viridiplantae; Streptophyta; Magnoliopsida; Celastrales; Celastraceae
Product: DCN1-like protein 2
Exons: 11
Coding region: 270-1025 (251 amino acids)
Biological process (GO): positive regulation of ubiquitin-protein transferase activity; protein neddylation
Cellular component (GO): ubiquitin ligase complex
Molecular function (GO): cullin family protein binding; ubiquitin-like protein binding; ubiquitin conjugating enzyme binding
Source: RefSeq, a predicted model, not a curated record